Messenger RNA from Triticum turgidum subsp. durum (durum wheat), 387 nucleotides. Lineage: Eukaryota; Viridiplantae; Streptophyta; Magnoliopsida; Poales; Poaceae. The record is from the annotation of a GenBank genome assembly.
AUGCCAAAGCUCUGCCACCUCGAGAUAGGAAACAUGCUCAUUAAGACUAGAGUUGUUGUCAAGAUCGCCUCCGAGUGCCAUGACCUCAAGUUCUUAGCUUUGCAUGGUUGUUGGGACGUCGAUGAUAAGCUCUUACAAGAGAAAUAUCUUGGGAUAAAAACCCUCGGCCCCCAUGUGGAGACUGCUAUGAGAAUCGCGUCAGUGCGCAAUCUCUCAAUACUUUGGAGAUUUCGAGGAGCAAUGUCAUGCACAAAGAGUUCACUAGGUUACAUUGCUGGAUGUAAAGCAGCUGCACCAAGAUUGGCGCCUAUGCUCUGGAGGCAUUUAGCAAGAACGAAAAAUCCCUGGACAGAUUUCUGCGAGUCAUACACUCCUUUAGAGAUAUGA